GUCGCGCAUCACGUGAUCCAGCCCAACCCGGAAGUGAGCGUGCUGCUCUGGGUGAAUGGCGAGAGUGGGGUGGGUUUAAGAGAGGGAAACUUUUUCGGUCUCCCUCCUCGCUCGCUCCCGGUCUUCGGUCACGUCCGCGGAUCCCCUUUAGCGUCCGACAUGUGAUCCGUUGGCUGGUUCACUCUACUUCAGAUUACAGUGCCCGUUUAAGAUGGAACCUACUGCCUCGGGCGUCUUCUGCAGCCGUGUGCUCAGCAUGGUGAACUCAGAAGACGUAAACGCCAUCAUCUUGGCUCAGAAGAACAUGCUUGACCGAUUCGAGAAAACCAAUGAGAUGUUACUCAACUUUAACAACCUAUCGGGGGUCCGAAUGCAGCAGAUGAACGAACGCUUCCUUCACCACACUCGGACAUUGGUGGAGAUGAAGAAAGAUUUGGAUAGUAUUUUUCGGAGGAUCAGAACUCUGAAAGGAAAGCUAGCAAAACAGUAUCCAGAAGCAUUUAGCAAUGUACAUGAAUCUCCCAUCCUUGAAGAUGACGACUUUGAUCCUGUCCCUAAAAGUACCACCACAACCAUUGCUACCUCAGAGCAGACCACUGAGUCCUGUGACACCAGUCCAGACAUCAUCUCUCCUGCCACCAGCCAUGACUUUGAAGACCUGUCUCAGGGCCCUUAUGACACAGUGGCUAUGAAUGGGCAGAGCAUAACAGAUGAGGACAAUGAAACAGACUAGUCUCCAUGGAAACUGUUAUAGGAGCAGAGGUGGACUUUCUUCUCACUCACCACCCACCUGCUAACAGAUCUGCAAACUUUUUUUUUUUUAAUCUAUGUUCUCUGUAUUGUCUUGGCUAACUGUUUCUGUCUGGGAAGAGAGGGCUAAACAUGGGUGAUGGGCCUUUUGCAUGAAGCACCAUCAUCCAAAGCAGGGGUCUUCAAACUUGGCCCUUUUAUGACUUGUGGACUUCAACUCCCAGAACUCCUCAGCCUGGCUGAGGAAUUCUGGGAGUUGAAGUCCACCUGACUGAGGAAUUCUGGGAGUUGAAGUCCACCUGACUGAGGAAUUCUGGGAGUUGAAGUCCACAAGUCAUGAAAGGGCCAAGUUUGAAGACCCCUGAUCUAAAGGGUGCUGAUCUAUGUCUGAUGCCAAAUAAAUGUGAUCUUGAGUCUAAGCCAGUGUUUCUCAACCUUGACAACUUUAAAAUGUGUGGACUUCAACUACCAGAAUUUCUCCAGCCAGCAUGACCAGCUGGGAAAUUCUGAGUUGAAGUCCACACAUCUUAAAAAUUGAGAAAUACUAGUUUAGGCGGUGCACAGUUGGCGAGGCAGCACAUAAGGAGCGGUGGUGGAUAAGCUGUUGCAGCCCAACCACUCCCUUCUCUUGGACAAACUGAUUAGUUAUGGAAGGCUUCCUCAGUAAAGACAUGGCAGCCCAACUUUUAUAGUUCUUGUGUAGACAACAGUAGAUUGAGCUGAACAUCUUGCAGUUCCUGACCCCAUUAAUUAUCCAAUAGGCAAACAUCCAAAAUCUUUGGAGUCCAUAGGAAAUGAUAUGCUAAUAUCCAGCUACAGUUUACUCUUAGGACUUAAAAACAGGCAAGGAUGCCUUCAGGAAUACAAAUUCCUGUGUGUUCCUCUCUCUCCAUUAGGCAUAAGACCCCAUUGCUGAGUCUUCCUAUUGGCCUCUGUAUGCAGAAUACAAAUGAUCAGAAUCAUAAUCUGCUUGGUGGGGUGGGGAUGGGGUUUAAAGCAAGCUACAAUCUCUGUUUGCUUCAGGGACUGGCAUUGGUGAGAUUUUCAGGGGAUUGUGCCUCUUAGUAAUUGCUGCUACCACCGUCCUCUCGAGCUAUUGCUCAUCUUUGGUUGUGGAUCUGAUCAGUCAACAAUGGUUGAAGUGUUUGGUAUUCCCCCUUCCUAAAACUCUCCCUAAAAACAAAGCUUGACUUUGUACAACCUCUAUCAUCUAAUGAUGCACCUUAUAAAAAAAGAUGAGGGCCAUAUGCUGCAUUGCACUUGCCUUGUGCUGUUUUCUUAAGUUUGCCACACUCACUGUUACAUGUCAUAUUUAAUAUUCCAAUAAUUUUCCUGUGUGUUUAAACAUCUCACCCCCCCUUACCACACUUUCAGUUACUGUAAUGCCAAUGAAUGUUUUUGUUUGGUUUUUGAUAGUUCCUUUCGCUGGAACUUAGCAAAACUAGAUGUGUUGCUUGGAGGACAGGGUGCACUGGCCUCUUUCCUCUAAUGUAAUCUUGUGAAAUGUGUUCUAAUUCAAAGAAAAAAAUAUUUUUGUACUGCUGUAAGUUUACAGAGGUUAAUAAGAUAAUAACCAAUAAACAAAUUACCUGAGAGCUCGCCUGCUUGACAGUAAA
This is a messenger RNA of Crotalus tigris (Tiger rattlesnake), 2366 nucleotides long. RefSeq names its product KxDL motif containing 1 (gene KXD1). NCBI's taxonomy places the organism in Eukaryota, Metazoa, Chordata, Lepidosauria, Squamata, Viperidae. The record is from RefSeq and is a predicted model, not a curated record. Gene Ontology annotation, cellular component: BORC complex. Gene Ontology annotation, biological process: lysosome localization. The coding region runs from base 212 to 733 and encodes 173 amino acids. The transcript is spliced from 5 exons.